Pieris rapae (cabbage white) is the source of this 663-nucleotide messenger RNA. RefSeq names its product sperm mitochondrial-associated cysteine-rich protein. The coding region runs from base 77 to 448 and encodes 123 amino acids. The transcript is spliced from 3 exons. The record is from RefSeq and is a predicted model, not a curated record. Lineage: Eukaryota; Metazoa; Arthropoda; Insecta; Lepidoptera; Pieridae.
AAAAAUAAUAAAAAUCGUAAAUUAUUGUAUUUCAUACUAAAAACAUAGUGAAUUAUAACCAAUACGAUUGACAAGCAUGUCAGUGCUUCCACGAGGUUUUGAGAGCUGUCGGCCAUGCCCCAGGUACGGAUUUGUACGGGGCGAAUACAGUGUAUACUAUAAAAGACCACGGUAUGGUCAACCCCGACCACAACCCUACAUAAAAGAGGCAGCGAAAUACCACAGCGGUCCGACCAACGCCCCACCUGAAAAGCCAUGCUGCUACGACUAUCCCUGCAAAGCUCACUGCUUCAACCACGGAGCGUGCACAAGACCAAGUGGCAGAUACGCUCGCACUGUUUGGUACCCUGGCGAAUGCUGUCCAGUAGUUCCUCCCUGCCAAGCCUUCACGUGUCCCAAUCCUCCAUACCAUCCCUGCUGUUAUCACACGUGCAACAAACUAGUCUAGAUUGGUAUCAUGCUGUUUAAAACGAAGUUACGAUUGGUUGUUUUUUGUUGAAGAAAUUUCAAAUCUUUAAUAUUUCUCGAGACUAUAUUAUCAAUUAUAUAGUUUCUGGGGUGACGUACAAGAAAUAUGGCCGAUAAAUUUGUGACUCGUUGGUGCCAAUUUUCAAUGCGUCUGGUACGCUUGUGAAUCGUAGUGUCAAUAAAUGUAAACAGAUU